GCAAAAACAGUCGGUACGCGACCAUCUUGUCAAAACUGAACUCGGUGACAACAAAUAAAUAUUGUAAAAUGUCCUAAAUCGCUUGUAAUAACAUAAAGUUUACUUUGUAUUUCAUAAAGUAAAGUGUUUAUUUUGCGUUAGUGUUGUUUUCGACACGCUUACUAUACAUUUUGCUCAAUAUUUUCGGGUUUGUGUUGCGUCAAAUGACGUCAUGUAUGUGAUUAUUAAACACGUAUCGCGGCUGACGAGUUCAUAGUGAACAAUGCAUGAGCAGGACGCCGAAGGUGAGCCAGCGCAUCACGCGCGUCGGCCCAUGAAUGCAUUUCUUAUAUUCUGCAAACGUCACCGAAGCGUCGUUCGUGACAAAUAUCCUAAUCUUGAAAAUAGAUCUAUAACAAAAAUAUUGGGAGAAUGGUGGGCUAACUUGGACAAAGAAGAGAAAGCUUGCUACACGGGUCUCGCUAAACAGUACAAAGACGCCUUCUUCAGUGCCAAUCCAGAUUUCAAAUGGUACAAGUUACCCGCACCGCCUCUCCGUACUCUUUCCUCCCGGCCAAGAGAAUCAAGCGACAAGCAAAACGAAUUUCCCAACAAUGAUUAUCAUGAAAAUGAACUCGAGAAAACAAAUAAUAAUUCUACAAAAGUUGAUUUAAACAAAAAAACCAACGAUCACGAAUACGCAGACAUUCACAAACCCUUGUCAAUGUUUACACCUGGUAAAUUAGCAGAUGAAGCCCAAAUGGGGGGCUUAAGUAGCCUCCUGGCCACUAAGACUGAAACCCAAACUUCAAAUCCUUAUUACUCGCCUCCCUGCCUUAAAUACAAUGCGAUCUCAACCCCCGAUGGAUACAGAUCUCAUAGCAUAUUAGAAAGAUCGAAAGUAAAGGGUCUUUCUAAAGAAGAUAGUAUACGUGAUCUUCAGAAUGCACUCACAGAAACCAGUAAAAUAUUCGAAGAAGAGUUCGAUGACGAUAAAGCGAGAAUAUAUCGUUGCAGUGGUAUUUCAAGCGAUCAGUUUACUAAUCAAGAUGUGAUAGACCAAAUAGUUGAUAAGAGAUAUUCUAAAGACGAAGAUGGAUAUUUAAGGAACUGGUCAGACGACGAGAAAAAUGCUAGAUCUGGUAGGUCGUGUAAAGGUAAAAGAUACCAAGAGUUUAUGGCUUUUGGGGGACUAAUGGUAAAUAAGAGACAGAAAAGGGAGAAUUCAGAUAAAAUGUCUGACGAAGACUACAGUGCGUCCUGUAGUUGGGAAACUGGUAAUUCACGCAGCGAAGAAUCGACCGUGACAGACGAUUCGAAACAAGAUAGUUCAGUGAACGAGACGUCCGCAGAAAACGAAGUCAAAAAUGAUAUAACAGGCGCGCCCGAACCAGACAAUAACAUUAACAAAACAUUCAAGGCUGCCGACUUCGAUUUAGACGCUAAAAUAAGAGCUUUACCCUCACUUAGCUUAGAGAAAUUUCAACAGAAAAAAAGAGAAAAUAAACGUAAAAAGAAAACUAUCAGUAUCAAGCCAAAAGUAUUCGAAACAGACCGAAUUAUCAACUCAGUUCCCAGACCACUGUUAGAUGAGAAACGAGAUAUCGAACGGGAAUAUUGGCGAGAACAGGUUGUCGGCAGUCAAAAGCGUAAACCAAGAAAAGUUAGUAUAACAAGACUCGAUUUUAACGCUAUGGUUUCUAAUGUAGAUGUGAGACAAGCUCAUAAAAUAAGUCCCGAAAUUAAAAUAGCCACUGAAGCGCCACCUACAGUCGUUCAAAGUAUGGAGAUAUGUAAACAACCUCCAAGUCAUGUAGAUUUGCUGGCGCUAGCUACGUUGGCCGAAGUGGCGGCCAACAAGUCCAAAAUUGAGGGUUCAUCAAUUACAGAGACCAUAACCGCCAAAGCGAGCGAAGAAAACGCUUCCAAGGUAUAAAAUACCUACAAAACUAGCCUUAAAAGAUAUUCCAAAAAUUAUUUACUUGAUAAUCAGAUAAUAUUUAUUAUAUAUAUUAUAGAUCUACUUUUACAUAGUAUGCAUAAAGAUUAAUAUUAUUGUACACAUAAUUAUAGGUUUUAUAACAUAGAAAUAGAUUUUAUUUAUACGGAAAUAGAGAUAUAUGUAUACUUAUUUUAGUUUGUCGAUGAUAGGCUGCUACAUUCUGCUUGAUAGUGUUAGAAAAAUAUACGUGAUAAAAUUUUAACAUCACAUAAAAAACAGCAAGGCAUAAUUUACUGUAUGUAUAAAAUACAAAGGAUAAUUUAACUACAUUUCGACUCAUAAUUUUCGUUUGUGAAGAUUCGUCAAAACAUUUAAACAGGCAUUAUUAUUAUUGGAACAUGUAUUAUAAGUAUUUCACAUCACAACAUGGCAUUGUAAUGAAAUGCCAAACAUGAGUCAUAAUUUAUGUAAAAUUGUUAACCUCAUUUUGUAUAAAGAUAGAUUACUUAUUUAAAUCGCCUUAAUAUUUAGAUUAUAUACAAAACCAAGACACCAUGUGCAGAGACUGCAUUGCAUUUUUAAGGUGAUUUGUUUUUGUUCGUGCAUUGCGUAAUAUUAUGCAAUUAUCGUAUACAUAUAUUUUAUAUUUAUAAGGGUGACUGGCGUCACAUAUUUUGUACCUUAAAUACCUAAGUGUUCACACAACAACACUCUUAAAAUAGUCCCUAAUUUACCAACUUGAAACCUAUAGUUAGUUUACUUUAAUGGCAGAAAAAAAGUGUUAUUGUGUGUAACUACGAAUUUAUAAUUGAUAAUCCAAAACGUUCGGCAGAUAUUUGGCAAUUUACGUGAAAUAAAAAUAUCGUAUAUAGCCGUUAGGUAGCAGAAGCCAUUGUAUAGAUAGACAAAUACUUGUGAAACUCGUAUUUUUUUGAGAAUUUGUGAUAAUCGCUCCAAGCUGGGAAAUUGUCAGUUUUAUAAUGUAACUAUUGUUUUUAUCGAUUGCUUAUCAUGUUCGUUAAUAUCGUUUAUAAAUGUUUUUAAAAAUUUUAACAAAAACAUUGGUUUAUAUUUUAUUUUGUUAAAUUGUUCACUAUUUAGAUUAUAAAAUAUUAUUCUUGUCCCUAUUAGGUACCUGAGGUUAAAUGAAUUUUGUCUUAAAUCCACGUACAAUAUUAAAAUCGAUAAUCGAUUCAAAAAAAUAAAAAAAAAUAAUCACUUUUUAAGUUACACCAUUUUUAAUGUAAUGUAUUAUUUUUUGGAACAGUGUUUCUCAAAUAAUGUUUUUAUUUAUUUGUGAUGGAUUUUAAAGAUUUCUGUGAUUUUAUUCUAUUUCCUAUUAUAAGGUUGAUAAUGUGAAGCUUUCGUUGCAGGUCUAGUCUAGAAUAAUAUAUAAAUAAAGUGAAACAAGUACUAAAUUCGAAAGUGCACUUAUAUUUUUUAAAAUCACAAAUGAUGACACAAGCCAUAAUGUGACAUGCUCAUCCAAAGACCAAAUGUAUUUAGAAUAGAGAAGCUAGGCUGUAGAUAUUGUAUAUGUAAUAUUUAAGAGUUAUAAGUAUGUAUAUUAUACAUAACAUCUGGCUAUUAUUGUCGCAUUCCAUACACUCGAAAUUGUAAAAAGUAAAACAAUUAUUAGUAUAGUUUUGUUGCUAUUUUGUUUUAAAACUUCUAUACAACAGAUUUUAAAUCAAAUUGUUUCUUUUUUAUAAAAGGUUUUAUGAAUUGUUAUUUUUUUUUAAUAGAUAUGGUGAGCUUCUGAUGGUUCCUAAAUCAAGAACUGAUGAGCUAUACGGGCCUUUGUAAUAUCACUGCAAAUAUUAGUAACCUUAUCGAAAAUAUUUUUUGCCUUGUUGAUAAAAAAGCCUUAUAUUAUUAUUCAAUUUAGAUUAAGAAAAUUAUAAAAUGGGGCCAGUAUGUGCGGAAAAGAUAGGAAAAUGUCAAACGAAUUGUAGGCGCAUAAAUGGGCCUUUAAAAAACGAGAGAAUGGAUUUUAUUAGGUUUACAUGGAAACCAACACAAUUCGAAUGUAUCAAAACUUGCUCUUUAACUGUUAAACCUGUAAAAUCUAUUUUCAACAAAUUAUGGUGCUGGAAGAUCUGUAUUGUUAUAAGAAUGUUUACCAUUGCUAAUGUUACUCCUUUCUUAGCAAUGGGCAGUAGUCAAUAUAAAAUAUCAUAAAAUAAAUAUUAAAUUUAAGCCAUCGAAAUCUUAUUGUGCUGUGAAAUUGUAUUUUUAGGAAUGGUUUGAUUUUAUAUAAUAACGAUACCUAGUAUUUUACAGCACAAAUAGAUAAAUCAUAAUUAUAUGGGUAGGAUGAAUUAUACGCCGUUUGAGAAACACUGGUCUAUUAGGGCAUAAUAAGUCGGCACCCAAAGUGUUUACCUAUUUGGUUCCAAAGUAUAUUGUUGAAUGUUUUAUUACAUACGAGCGCGGUUUAAAUCAAUAUCCUUUUAUUGUAGAAAUAAAGUUUAUUCAUAA
Molecule: messenger RNA, 4402 nt
Organism: Galleria mellonella (greater wax moth)
Lineage: Eukaryota; Metazoa; Arthropoda; Insecta; Lepidoptera; Pyralidae
Gene: bbx
Exons: 4
Coding region: 263-1915 (550 amino acids)
Biological process (GO): regulation of transcription by RNA polymerase II
Cellular component (GO): nucleus
Molecular function (GO): RNA polymerase II transcription regulatory region sequence-specific DNA binding; DNA-binding transcription factor activity, RNA polymerase II-specific
Source: RefSeq, a predicted model, not a curated record